Messenger RNA from Phymastichus coffea, 3305 nucleotides. It is a transcript of the gene P5CDh1, whose product is annotated as delta-1-pyrroline-5-carboxylate dehydrogenase, mitochondrial. The record is from RefSeq and is a predicted model, not a curated record. Gene Ontology annotation, cellular component: mitochondrial matrix. Lineage: Eukaryota; Metazoa; Arthropoda; Insecta; Hymenoptera; Eulophidae. Bases 865 to 2571 code for a protein of 568 amino acids. The transcript is spliced from 7 exons. Gene Ontology annotation, molecular function: L-glutamate gamma-semialdehyde dehydrogenase (NAD+) activity.
GCUAUUUUCAUUAAAGAGUCGUGUAUUUUGACCGAUUUGACGAAAAUAGCCCUCGACAAUGGAAAAAAUCGAAUAGCUAUAUACGGUUUCUUUCGUAUUUUUAUCCAAACAAAAAAAAGAGUCUACAAAGUUGCAGAUGAAAUUGUCGGCCUGAACAUAUAUUGCAAUCUUCUUGUAAAUAUGUGCAUCGGUUAUAUAUAUGGUAUUUCGCCGAUGAGAUCAUCAACUUGAUUUGAUAGUUGGUACAAUUUGCUUUGCAAAACAAAUUUUGGAUAAUUAGAAAUGUAGCCGCUAAAAGCCACAGUACACGAGUGUGAAAAAUAUAUUAGUUAAACGAAACUAAAUUUAGCUUAUAGUAUGACUACACACGCAAUGCUAUUUUAAAAACCAAUAAAAACAUUGUUUGCGAAAGCAGCAGCUCAACGACUUACACGCGCGGCAUAAAAAAUAAGUAAAUAUAUAGCUGAUUAAAUUUGAAAAGAACAUUCAUUGUAAAAUUUACGCUUGAAGCGAGUCGUGCGUGCAGUAUAUAUAAUUACCGUAUAGGCAAACGUCAGACAUGGUCGGCUCUUUUUCGAGCCCAUCGAAAAUAAAAUGCCUUGGCUCUUCUACGCGAGAGCGUGUAGCGUAUAUAUGCAUAGUUCACUGCACAUACGACCCACCUGCUAACAUUCGUUGAAUCAGAAUGUAGGCCGCUCAGGGUGGAGGCCGCUGCCGCGCGCGACUCACCACGAGCGAGCACUGCGAGCAGAGCUAUCGAGUAGCGUCAGAGUAAAAGGCAGAGCCCAGAGCAGCUGGAGCGCGUCAGCCGAGCGGACGAACGUACACAGAAGAAACCCUUUGUAUCAUAAUAGCAAGACAACGAUGUUGAACCUCUGCCGACAGUCAUUUUUCGCCAACGCGCAACAAAUUAAUACAAGAUGUAUAGCAUCUAUUGUACCCUUAACACAACCAAAGGAGUUUCCUUUGGUAAACGAGCCUAUCUUAGGUUACAAAAAAGGCAGUCAAGAGCGAGCAAACCUAGAGAAAGCUUUGGAUAAAAUGACUGGUGAAUGUGAAGAUAUUCCCAUAGUUAUCAAUGGCAAAGAAAUCAGGACAGACCGUGUUAAAUAUCAAGUCAUGCCACAUAAUCAUCAGCACAAGAUUGCCAAGUAUUAUCAUGCUACACCAGAGCUGAUCCAACAAGCUAUUGAUAGUUCCGUUAAAACACAAAGAGAGUGGGAUAAAGUUCCUUUUGAAAGCCGUUUGGAUACUUGGUUAAAGGCUGCUAAUUUGAUGGCAACAAAGUACAGACAAGAAUUGAAUGCAUCUACAAUGCUUGGCCAAGGCAAGACUGUCAUACAAGCAGAAAUUGACAGUGCUGCAGAACUUAUUGAUUUCUUCAAGAUGAAUUGUUACUUUGUUAAAGAAGCUCUGAAAUAUAAGCCCAUUUCUCCAAAUCCUAAGGAAACUCUAAACUCUAUGAGAUAUCGGGGAUUGGAUGGAUUUAUAGCAGCAGUUUCUCCUUUUAAUUUUACUGCCAUUGGUGGUAACCUGAGUUACACACCUGCUCUGAUGGGUAAUUCCGUUUUGUGGAAACCAUCUGACACUGCUGUUUUAUCUAAUUGGUGGAUCUAUAAGAUUUGUAAAGAAGCAGGUGUACCAGAUGGAGUUGUCAAUUUCAUACCAGCCCAUGGGCCAGAUUUUGGAGACACCAUUACAAACUCACCAUAUCUUUCUGGCAUCAAUUUUACGGGUUCUGUUCCAACAUUUAAUCGACUUUGGGCGCAAGUUGGAAAAAAUGUGAAUAAAUAUAAGAAUUAUCCCAAACUGAUCGGCGAGUGUGGUGGCAAAAAUUUUCAUUUUAUACAUCCCAGUGCAGACGUUGAGUCAGUUGUGAAGGGAACUAUAAGAAGUGCGUUUGAAUAUAAUGGCCAAAAAUGUUCGGCAUGUAGUCGAAUAUACGUGCCUGAAUCACUUUGGAGCGAGAUAAAGGCCGGGCUUUUGUCCAUUCGCGACAAAUUAAAAAUGGGAGAUCCUCGUGAUUUUUCAGUAUUUCUUGGAGCAGUGAUUGAUGCUACAGCUUUCAAAAGAAUUUCCGGUUAUAUUGAUCACGCUAAGAAAUCUUCCGAUCUAGAAAUUAUCGGUGGAGGAAAAUAUGAUAACUCACGUGGUUAUUUCAUUCAACCUACCAUAGUACAAACUAAGAACCCUAAAGAUAAGAUAAUGACUGAGGAAAUCUUUGGACCUGUUUUAACUGUUUACGUUUACAAAAAUUCAAAUUUAAACGAAACUAUGAAAUUAGUCGAAUCUUCCACGCCAUAUGCGUUAACUGGAGCAAUAUUUUCGCAAGACGAGCAAUGGGCAAAGCAAGCUCUAGAAGAGUUUAAAUAUUCUGCCGGCAAUUUUUACGUAAACGAUAAGUCAACGGGAUCUGUUGUUGGUAACCAACCUUUCGGAGGUGGUCGAAUGUCUGGAACAAAUGAUAAAGCUGGUGGUCCUCAUUAUGCUUUAAGAUGGUCAUCGCCUCAAUCCAUCAAAGAAACUUUCGUACCUCUUACAGAAUAUGACUACGAAUAUAUGCGUUCAUAAUUUAUUUAAAAGUAUGAAUGAAAGGAUUUUGUUUGCAAUAUUGAAUGUUUGAGUUGCCCAUCAGUAAUGCUAGAGUUAUUUUUAUGUAUUUUUCAUCCAAAAGUCCCGAUUUUGACGGUACAUUUACAAUACAGACAGGGACUGAUUUAUAAUUUUUAUUCUGACAUUAAAACGUAUUAUUCAGUUUUGUAGAAUAUUUUAGUUCCUUUGAAAUGCCAAACAUUCAACUUACGUAAAUUUUUGACGAAUAUAUAAUAGGAAAGAGACUGUAGUUAAGACUCCAAGCAGAGAAUGCAUGAAUUUUCUACAGACAAGUGAUAAAAAUAUAAAUAAUACAUGUAAAAUUCUGAUUUGGAAGCUUUUGUGACUAAUAGAAAUAUGCAUAUAGUUUUUAUCGAUAUAAUCAAGCGAGGCGAGAUGAAAGAAUUUAAUAGAUUUUCAUCGAUUAGCAGUACUUUUUGUGUAUUGUUUUAUAACUUUCACAAAUAAUAUAUUGUUAUAUGCCAAUAACGUAUGGGCAUACGAUUAUGCUCAUAGGCAAGAUCUGUUACACUGUAAUGUUUGUAAAAUUGUGUAUAAAGAAUGACCGUAGAAAUAUAAUAUUUCCAAUGAUCUAAAACUCAGUUUUAACAGCGCCUCCAACCUAUACGAGAUUGUAUUAUGACAGAAUCAUAUAACGUACCGUGGCUAUUGUGAUUUAAUUUAUUUUUAUUGCAAAUUAAUCAUAAUUCAAA